UCUUGACUUGGCUAAACGAUUUCUUAAUUGAGCAUAACCUUAAAAACUCAAAAUUUAAUUGAUUUAAGAUUUUUUGGCGUUUUAGUUUUAACCGAGAAAUUGAAGUGAAUAAAAGUAAAACGCUAAAUCCAUGCUUGCAGUUGAUACUUUUUCACUGCAAUGCUAAGGGGACUGCUUGUUUUGCUUUUAAUUUUUGCUGUCUCUCUGAUGACAUCACAGGCUGACACUGGCGGUUUCUUUCCGGAUAUAGAAGGAAAUUUAACGAAGAUAACGUGGGCGCAUGCAGUCAAUAACCAAUCGUAUCUGGACGAAGUUUUGAACAAUGACGGAAUAAUGAUGAUCGAAGCAGACAUCAGUCUGGGAAAGGUAAACGGUGAUGACAAAGUAGUCCCUAUAAUGGCCCAUCCGCCUGACAAUACAUCAGAUAUAUCACUUGAGAGUUUUCUGCAACAGAUCGACGCAUUCAAUCAGGACGAAACUAACCGGAAAGGCGUCAAACUCGACUUUAAAACGAUCGAGGUGUUUAACAGUUCUCUGGACAUAGUUGGCAAGUAUGAAAAGGCAAGCUAUCCGAUCUGGAUCAAUGCCGAUAUCUUACCGGGACCAAUCGACGCCUCUACUCUGCCGGUAGAUGCCGACCAAUUUCUAGAAAAUAUCGCACGUUUUCCCAACGCCACUUUAUCUAUAGGCUGGACCACUAUGUACGGAGCGACGAUGACCGGAUCGUACGACACGGAGCAGAUCGAUGCGAUGCUUGACGUCAUCGAAAGGCACAAGAUAUCCCAGGCAAUCACGUUCCCGGUCAGGGCCGGGCUAGCAGCCGAGAGUCGGGAUUUAAUGAAAAAAUUGCUUGGCGCGGUAGACGGUUCUACGUUAACCAUCUGGUCCAGUCAUGGCGACAACGUUGACGUGGAAGAUCUUAGGAAACUAGUUGCGAUGGCCGGCAUCAAUAAAACCUACAUCGACGUGCCGGCGGAGCUUUUGAGUCAGUUGCAUUUGGACGAUUUGCCAAAAGGUGGCGCUAUUAAGGUCACCGCAGGAGCAUUACUCUUGGCGGUUGUUUGUGUCACUGCGACUUUGUUCUAACGUGUAUUGUAAAGGAGUGUUUAUAAAAUUUAUAAAGUUGUGUGGAAUGGUUGUCUUUUACCUUGCAUGACAGCGGUUAGGAUAGCGGUACUACACUAAAUAACUCAUAAAAUCAACAGUAACAUUGGAUUGCAUCUGUCAAAUGCACAGAUUAAUUUUAAGCUUAUUUUUGAAUACCGCCAUCUAACGUGGGCAUGUUUAAACCUUUGUUGCAUAAUUUUUGUUAAUUUUACGGCGCAACGCCAGAGGGAAGGCAACCAGGGAUUUUCCUGAUACAAGGUUAGGAGGUUAGGUUUUCUUUUGGUGGCUUUAUUGCUUUUGCCAUUCUUCAUGCGGGUUUUGGAAGGAAUCCGCAAUUAAAGGUUGUUAAAAUAAAGCUCUCCAGAAGUAAUUUUUGUAUGUUUGGCAGUUAUCGAUAUACCUAUACCAGGAGGAAUCCGCAAUCAAUAGCUAUUAGAUGAAAUGUGAGCUGCUAAUACUAUAAAACUGGUGCGCUUUAAACUGCUGUGAUCUUCACUCGCAAAUUGUGUAAAUUCGGGGCAUAUUGCAAAACUGCCGAAAAAAUGCCACAUUGAAAUGGAAAACUCUCGAGAAUUGAUGUACUGUCAGUUGCUAUGUUAUCAGCAUAGGCAUGCGAGUUAAUAAUUUUUAAGAAAAAUCUUCCAUUCCGUACAUACAUACUAAUGAAUCUUAUCAAAUAAAUAACAUGAUAUAACAAUAAUCAUGU
Messenger RNA from Cylas formicarius (sweet potato weevil), 1813 nucleotides. Its product is annotated as protein FAM151B. The transcript has 5 exons. The record is from RefSeq and is a predicted model, not a curated record. Bases 160 to 1086 code for a protein of 308 amino acids. Lineage: Eukaryota; Metazoa; Arthropoda; Insecta; Coleoptera; Brentidae.